UCCAAGGCCUCCAAGCAAAACACGAAAAACGCAAACAAGGACGAGGAGAACGAAGAACAGAUCUACGAUUGUCGUGUUUUUUUGCCGAAUUUCAGCCAAACUUUCUUGAGGAACUUAAGGUAUUGUAGAUUAAUCAUCGUCAUGGAAAACAUUGUCCUGGAGGUUACGAGUAACCCUAACACUGCUGAGGUUGAGGAGAAACUCGUCUGGAAAUCAUACGCCACAGACAUCUCUUUCUUUUUUUCGGACUUCAUGAAGGGAUGCGAGUUGGUCGACACCACUCUGGUUGCAGGCGGAGAGAAGAUUAGGGUGCACAAGAUGGUUCUUUCAGCAACCAGCAGCUUCCUGAAGAAAGUUUUAAUGGAGGUAGACACUCCAGAACCAUGCAUCAUUUUGCCUAGUGAAGUAAAAAUCGAAGAGUUGAAAUUGCUGGUCGACUUUAUCUACCGAGGUGAAAUAAGGUUCAUGAUGUCUCAGCUCCCGUCUCUCUCCAAACUGGCUCAAAUGCUUGGCAUCCCUGGUCUGCCAGGAUUUACGGAAGUUGUUUUCAAUAAUUCAAAUGAGGAAAAGGAUCCUGAUAAAGUGACAUGGAUUGUCGAUGAGACUCAGGAGGUUGAAGUGUUUGAUGAUGAUGAAAUUGAAGAGACCUCCAGCAGAACAGUCUCACCUGAAAUCAAAGAUUCUCUUCUUGAAGAAGAACAGAAGGAUUCUGUUCCUCGGACUGGACCUCCAGGAAAGCGUUGCAGGGCUCCAUCCAGCAUCUCCUAUAGUCAGUCCGACAUUGACGAGGGUUUUAGGCUCUUGCAGAGCGGAAAAUCAAUUGGACAGGCAUCCAGAAUGACGGGGGUUCCACGAACUACCCUGUAUAACAAAGCAAAGAUGAGUGGAGUUAUCGCCAUGCAGGACAAGACUAAGAACUACACAGAAGAGCAGAUGGAUAGAGCUAUAAAGGCUGUUAUUAAUGGCCAGUCUUUGAAUAGAGCUGCUGAAUUUUAUGGCGUGACAAAAACUGUUCUGUGGAGGCGUUCCAAGGGGUUGAAGCCCGACUCCAGCUUAAAGAUAAAAACUUCCUGCUACACCAGGGCUCAAAAAAUGGCAGCAGUGGAUGCUUUGAAAAAAGGCGAAAGGACAAGGAAAGUUGCUCAGGAAUUUGGAAUUCCACCAGCAACUCUGUAUAGAGAAAAGGUCAAGCUGGUCCAAAAAGGAGCUCUUCCGAAGGAUGCGAUCAAAAAGCGACCGCUGGAGGAAGUUUUGGACAGGCAAAUCAGAGUGCAACAGGCAGUUGCAGCUUGCAAGGAAGGCAAAAUGUCACAGUCGUCUGCAGCAUCACACUUUGAUGUUCCCAAAACCACAAUCUGGAGGCACCUCCGAACAGUUACUGAAGCACCUAAAGUUGAUGUGGACGGUUCUUCAAUGUCCGUCAGCAGCUCGCCAAAGGAUAGUGACGUUGACUAUCACACUUUUGUGAUUGAAGGUACAAAUCUGAAGCUGAUUAGUGAGGACGACACAAUGUCGAUGGGACCAUCGCACUACAUUGUGUUGUCGGGAAAUGAGACAGACAGCUUGCCAGGAAGCCUGCAGGUCAUGCUUCCUCAGAAUGAUGAGGGCAGUGUAGUCUGCGAAGUAGAGGAAUUGACUGAGGAGGUUGAAAUGGAUGAGACGAUUAACGAAGCUGGUGGGAAGGCCUAACUUGAAGUUUAACCAGUCAUGUACAAAAUAUUUUUUACACUUGAAAGUCUGAUAAUAUUUUUUUGAAAUAAAUUCAAAUUGAACACUUACCAAUGAC
Messenger RNA from Neocloeon triangulifer, 1786 nucleotides. RefSeq lists its product as uncharacterized. Gene Ontology annotation, biological process: regulation of transcription by RNA polymerase II. Gene Ontology annotation, cellular component: nucleus. The record is from RefSeq and is a predicted model, not a curated record. The transcript has 10 exons. Gene Ontology annotation, molecular function: DNA binding; protein binding. The coding region runs from base 142 to 1689 and encodes 515 amino acids. Lineage: Eukaryota; Metazoa; Arthropoda; Insecta; Ephemeroptera; Baetidae.